CUGCUUCUAUAAAUAGAGCCUCCUUGAACUCCUCAGCUCGAACACGUACCGAUCCAUUCGCUGUUUAGGAGAUGGAUGAGUCGAUCUCUUACCUUGUGGAAAGGAUUAAGGAGGAGAUGUUCUCCCCCUCAGCUGACAUGCUCUCCUUCCUGCCACCGUCGCCCUACGAAACUGCAUGGGUCGCCAUGGUUGCCGGUCCUCAGUCUCCUCAUCGUCCCAUGUUUCCGCAGUGCCUAGAGUGGAUAAUCCGCCACCAGAGAGAGGAAGGGUUCUGGGGGGAGCUCGGCAACCCCAUGGACUCUCUCACCUCCACCCUCGCUUGUGUUGUUGCACUCAAUGCAUGGGACACUGGCCAUGCUAAUAUCGCGAAAGGAUUAGGAUUUCUUCGUGCAAACAUGGUGAAACUUCUGAUGGAGCAUCGCGGUGGCAUCCCUCGGUGGUUCUCCAUCGUCUUCCCUGGCAUGCUUGAGCUGGCACUGGCCAAAGGCCUACCUGUUCUUCCCGACGGCGGCAGCAUGCCAGCAGUGAACAACGUCUUCAACAGAAGAGAAACCAUAUUGGCAAUGGAAAAAUCUUCCGGCAACGAUCGCCACCCCCCGCUAACGUCGUUCCUUGAGGCCCUGCCAAUAAGCUGCAGGCCAAAUCAUGAAGUGAUUCUUAGGCUUCAGAUGGAAGACGGCUCGCUCUUCCACUCUCCUUCUGCAACCGCUUGUGCUUUCAUGAUUACAGGCGAUAGGAAUUGCUUGGAGUACCUACAGACCAUGAUGAAACGAUGCAGUAACGUGGUUCCUUCCGUGUUUCCUGUGGACGAAGAUUUCAUAAAGCUGUGUCUGGUGGACCAUUUGAGGAGGUUAGGGUGUGGUGAGCAUUUUGCGGCAGAAAUACGAGGCGUUAUGGACCAUACUUACAGGAAUUGGGCUAAGCAACAACGAGAAGAUUACAAGAAUUAUGAGAUAUCACAAUAUAUAUAUAGAGACUCGUUAGCCUUUAAUCUUUUAAGGGCAUAUGGAUAUCGUGUAACACCAAGGAAGUUUUGUUGGUUUAUGGAUGAGAAAGAUGUGCUCAAGCAUAUCAUGGAGAACUACACUGAAUUCUUAGGAGCCAUGGUUGGUGUCUACAGAGCAGCACACUUUAUGUUCCCCGAGGAAGUUGAGCUUCACAAUGCCAAAGUUUUUGCUAUGAAAGUAUUGCAUAAGUGUUUGCAUUUAGAAGGCAACAAUGCCGACUUGACCGGUUUUGAGAAAGAGAUUGAGCAUGAAAUGGAACUCCCAUGGCUCGCUCGAAUGGACCAUCUUGAGCAUCGCAUGUAUAUAGAGAGAAGUAAAGGUUAUAUAACGUGGAUCGGAAAGACCAACACUUGCAGGCUUUCAUGUUCCUCGUUCGUCAUCAAACUAGCAAUUAAAAGCUUCUUAAACCGCCAAUCACUUUACAAAAAUGAACUUGAGGAACUCAAGAGGUGGUCCGAAGGAUCAGGGCUGUCCAAAAUGGGAUUUGGCCGAGAGAAGACAACAUAUUGUUACUUUCUAGCCGCCGUUCCGACAUGUCUUCCUCUACAUUCGGAUCUACGGAAGAUAGUUGCAAAGUGUGCAACCAUAGUCAUCAUUGCAGAUGAUUUCUUCGACGAGAAAGGUUCUCUAAAUGAACUAGAAUGCCUAACUGAAGCUGUGCAUAGGUGGAAAGGAGAAAGCUUGUGGGGCGAUGCGAAAGUAAUUUUUGAUGCACUCGACGAACUUGUACGUGAUAUAGCUUUCAAAUCAUUUAGUCAUUAUGAUAAUGGUGUGGAAGAUGUUCUUCAUGACAUGUGGCGUGAUGUGUUCGCCUCAUGGCUGAAGGAAUUCAAGUGGAGUAGUAGUCAACAUGCACCUUCAAUUGAUGAAUACAUUGAAGUCGCCAUGACAUCUAUAGCCAUACAAGUAAUAACUCUUCCUGCAUAUUGCUUGGCUUGUUCAGGAGCUCCAAAGGACAACAUAAAAUCCCAUUACAGCAAAAUAACUAAGUUGGCAAUGUUCUGUGCUCGUUUAUUGAAUGACAGCCAGAGUUACCAGCGAGAAUUGGAGCAUGGGAAGUUUAACAUGGUACCACUGUAUAUGAAGGAGAAUGCAGAUGCAAGUAUCGAAGAUUCAAUUGACCACAUAAGGGACAUUCUUGAGAAGAAAGGGAAGGAAUUUGUUGAGCUUCUCUUCGGUGAUGAAUAUAAUAGUGUUCCAAAAUUAUGGAAAGAGCUACACUUGACAACUCUGAAAGCAUUUUGGAUGCUCUAUGAUACGACUAAUAAAUUUGACUCGCCUACGGCAUUGCUUCAAAACAUUAACAUGGCAUUUUAUGAUGCUUUGGAGAUUAAUGUUUAGACAACUCUAUCAUUAUAGCUAAAACCUUUUUUUUUUUGUAAGAGAAGAUUGUAUUGAUCGAGCAAUGUCUUGUUGAUGAAAUAUGAAGAUCAAUACAAGGGAGUAGAUUCAAUGGACCUCUUUGUUUUAAGUGCAAUGACAUGCAAUCAAAUAGCUAUUAAAUU
Messenger RNA from Musa acuminata AAA Group (dessert banana), 2512 nucleotides. Its product is annotated as S-linalool synthase-like. Gene Ontology annotation, biological process: diterpenoid biosynthetic process. NCBI's taxonomy places the organism in Eukaryota, Viridiplantae, Streptophyta, Magnoliopsida, Zingiberales, Musaceae. The transcript has 12 exons. The record is from RefSeq and is a predicted model, not a curated record. Gene Ontology annotation, molecular function: magnesium ion binding; terpene synthase activity. The coding region runs from base 72 to 2348 and encodes 758 amino acids.